GGGAAUCAAAAUUCUCUCGCUUUCCCUGCUUGCUUUGUCCUUCUGAUCAGACUCGUACAAGGAAGGAAAAGAUGACUACGUCGAAGAACCAGCUCGUAAUCUUGCCCAAGAAGGUCAAAUGGCAGCGUGCCUCCAGGCCCAAAGUUCGCACUGGCUGUUUAACCUGCAAAGUUAGGCAUUUGAAGUGUGAUGAGGAGAAGCCAACAUGUCGACGCUGUCGCGACGGUCGUGUCAAAUGCGACGGGUAUGCAACGCCUAAUAAGAACCAGAUCCAACAACGUGCUUCAAUGCCCGUCGCUGGAUACACAAUCUCAUCUCUCAAUCCCCGUAUAGCUGAUACAUCCAUUGAAAACUGUUAUUUUCACCACUUUCACCACUGGACCUCUACCCAACUCACCUGCUGUCCCGGCUCAUCAAACUUCUAUCUCACAUAUGUUUUACCGCUCGCUCAUUCCUGUGAACCUAUUAAGCAUGCCAUCAUUGCUGUUGGCGCUGCGCAUAGGUUCUACAUGGCGGGCCAAGAGACGUGCUCUCCACUCCAGCAGCUGAAAAGCUUGGCUAUGCAGCAGUACAACAAAUCCAUCUCGCGUAUCAUUCCCCACAUGUCGAUGGACUCUGCCUUCGACCUGCAGUGUACUUUGGUAUGCUGUUUGUUGUUUGUUGCGUUUGAGGGUAUCACUGGUCGGUAUGCGGAGUCGAUUCGACAUAUUCGCGCUGGAACUAAACUGCUCUCGUCGCCUGUUAUGAUUAAUAGUGUGAAGGAGCAGAAGAUGGCGAGGAAGCUUACCGAGAUGUUUGCGAACCUUGGUGUUGAGGCUUCGAUGUUUUUGGAGGAUACCAUCAUUCCGGAUAUUCACUCUGGCUGUCUUGAUGUUUUGCAGUGCGGCGAUGGGUCGGAUCAGCCUUUUCAGGACCUCGAUGAAGCAGCUAGCUUCCUGCGAAGACUCGACGUCGAGACGGUUGACAUUAUUUCGCAAACGCCAUAUACAUACUCGAUGAACGACGACGGCCGAAUUGAGAUGUGUACCCUCGAGGGACCCGAAAAGCAGGAACUUGAAGACAAAUGGGCCGAGAUGGAUACAAAGUUCGAGGUUUGGAAUUCUCGAUUCGAAUUGACCAAGAAACACAUCGCGACAUGGGAAUACCAAGACUGGGCCUCUCCCCAACUCACCUAUCUCAAUCUCCAACAAGCCUUCUGGCGAAUGGGCAUGUCCUGCGGUCCAGAAGAUCUCUCCGAACCAACCCCCGACACCGCCGAAGCAUUCCUCAACGCCGCCGAGAUCUUCGCCCAACGAUUAAUAACACCCGGCCAACCAAGUUUCUCUCUCGACGGCGAUUUGAUCUCUGGUCUAUCAGUAGUUGUAUGGUCUUGCACUGAAGGGCCUCAUCGUGCUAGAGCGCUGGAUUUGCUGCGACGGUUGAAUAGGCGCGAGGGCAUUUGGGAUAGCAAGGAGAUUGUGGAGAUGCAUGAGGCUGCGCUGGCGUUGGAUGAUCCGAAGUUAUGGUAUAAUAUGGAGAUUCCAGGUGGUGUUCCGGGCUAUGUUGCUGAGUUGGCCAAGAUUUCACCGAGGUUUGGAUUACAUCGCUCGGGGCUCUUGAUACCGGAUUUUGAGUGCAUUUAGAUCAGGUUUGGUGGGCAAUUGAUGAGGAUAGUAAUGCUUUUGGUAAUAUCACUUGCGCUUGAUAGCCAUAGCUCGAAUAAAGUAAGCAUAAUCACUACAUCGUUCGGAUGAUUGACGAGUCUUGGCUGUGAGAAAUUAAUUCGUU
This is a messenger RNA of Fusarium redolens, 1767 nucleotides long. RefSeq lists its product as uncharacterized. The coding region runs from base 72 to 1622 and encodes 516 amino acids. Gene Ontology annotation, biological process: regulation of DNA-templated transcription. The record is from RefSeq and is a predicted model, not a curated record. Lineage: Eukaryota; Fungi; Ascomycota; Sordariomycetes; Hypocreales; Nectriaceae. The transcript is spliced from 3 exons. Gene Ontology annotation, molecular function: DNA-binding transcription factor activity, RNA polymerase II-specific; zinc ion binding.